Molecule: messenger RNA, 690 nt
Organism: Lecanosticta acicola
Lineage: Eukaryota; Fungi; Ascomycota; Dothideomycetes; Mycosphaerellales; Mycosphaerellaceae
Source: the annotation of a GenBank genome assembly
AUGAACGUAUCCGCCACCCUCAACGUCUUUCGCAUCCUGAUCAACCCUUCACUCUGUCUACCCCACCAUACUAUCUCAACGUUCGACCAACUGCCCAUCCCCCUUUCCACGGCCUUCGCCAAACAUGGCUCUGAGAAGAAACCGGACAUUAGAGCGGUAGUCUUGGACAAAGACAACUGCUUCGCCGUUCCAAAACAAAACGAGAUCUAUCCAGCCUACCAGUCUACGUUUGCGAAGCUACGACAAGAAUACCCUGGCUCACGCCUUUUGGUCGUCUCCAACUCUUCUGGAACAGGGUCCGACAGAAAUCACGCCGAAGCCGAGCUCCUCGAAAAGAAUACCGGAGCCACUGUAUUGAGACACAGCACGAAGAAACCUGGUUGUCAUUCUGAAAUCAUGGAAUACUUCCGAAGCAGGCCUGAAAUUGGUGUUACGAGAGAGGAGCAGGUCGCAGUCGUGGGUGAUAGAUUAUUCACCGAUGUACUGAUGGCGAACAUGAUGGGCUCCUACUCAGUUUGGAUCAAAGAUGGGGUCGUUGUAGACCAUGGCAUCGUAAGUGAUCCUAAAAAUCUCAUCAACAGAACUCAUGACAUGACCAUCAUCUAGCUCUCUCGACUUGAGAAGGGUGCAGCGAGCUUCCUCCUUCGAAGGGGUUAUGUGCCUCCAAAUCCACGCAGCGAGUUCGAGUGA